Fragaria vesca subsp. vesca is the source of this 471-nucleotide messenger RNA. RefSeq lists its product as uncharacterized. The record is from RefSeq and is a predicted model, not a curated record. The coding region runs from base 27 to 272 and encodes 81 amino acids. The transcript is spliced from 2 exons. NCBI's taxonomy places the organism in Eukaryota, Viridiplantae, Streptophyta, Magnoliopsida, Rosales, Rosaceae.
AACGGCGGGUGUCUAGAGAGAGAGAGAUGAAAGUAUCUUCUAGAUGGCUGCGGUCGUUGCCCUUCUCCGGACUCUUCAGGCAGCUGGAGCAGGAGAUGGAAACUGUGGUGACAGUGCUGCAACCUGGUUCAUUGGGAAUUGUAGAACACAAGUUUUCUGCUGAGGAGAUACACAAGGCAAAUGCUAUGGUUCAAAAGGCAGUGCAGAACUGGCGACGGAAUGCAAUCCUAGAGAAGAGAAAUGGCAUCUUAGAAGAGUAUAUACAGAAGUGAAAGAUCUUAAUCCUUCUGUCGUAGGUAAUCGGACAAUCAAACCAUGUUUCAAGAGCAUUCGUUUCAUAAAAUUUUAAGAUAGGGCUUCUACUUGUUUUCUCAUUUCUCUCUUUUUGCUAGAACUUGUUAUAAAUAGGCAGGACUUAUGUUUUUCUCUUCAUAUCGUACAUUUUACAAUAUGAAAAAACAAAUGCUUCAU